This is a messenger RNA of Lichtheimia ornata, 1590 nucleotides long. RefSeq lists its product as uncharacterized. Lineage: Eukaryota; Fungi; Mucoromycota; Mucoromycetes; Mucorales; Lichtheimiaceae. Gene Ontology annotation, molecular function: protein binding. The coding region runs from base 1 to 1590 and encodes 529 amino acids. The record is from RefSeq and is a predicted model, not a curated record. The transcript is spliced from 4 exons.
AUGGGGUUGUUCAAACGUAGACGCCAAUCCAACACUCAUUCAACACCAAAACGCCAGCAUUCGGAUCAACGUGUCGACUUCACCAGUAAUCUACUAUCAGACGAACUUGUACUCCAUAUAUUCAGUUUCCUUUCCGCCAACGAUCUCACACGCUGUGCCGCUGUCAAUUCCAGCUGGUUUCGACUAGCUAAUGACGAGCUGCUAUGGAAACCUCUCUUUUUACGACGAUUCCACAAUGGAGGAGGCUAUGCUAGAGCAACCACUCGACGACAAGAUACAACAAGUCCUGAAUCAAGGUGGAAGACACUGUAUAGAACCAAUCACAAUUGGCGAAGUGGCAAUUGUCGAAUAACGCAACUCGACUUGCAUGAUUCAAAGCAGUAUCAGCAACAGCGACAGAGACCAUUAGUGCAGUUCAACCGUGAUAUUUUAUGUUUGGCAUCCAUAUCUGAUUCUCGCAUUGAAGUAUGGCGUAUUGCUACCAAUGAUAAUCCGCAACCUGUGUUACUUGGUCAGCUCGCUUGCCAUGACGACAGUAGCACCUUAUGUCACAUCACGUGCCUGAAAUUGCAAGUAAUGGAUCAUUCACAGUAUCGGCUAGUGGCUGGUUACGAUGAUGGUGGAUUCUCGUUAUGGACAAUGGAAAUCAAAGAUCACCCAACAUCAUUUGCUGCGAGACAAUUGACGCGUUAUACGCCUCCCUAUCGAUUGGGAAGUCAUCAGGCCAUUGAAGCUAUUGGGCUCUCAUAUCCAAUGGUCCUCAUUUGUACCAAGGGGAUGAAAUUAUCAGCGUUUUGCAUUGAUGACGAACAAGCUGCAAUGUCUCCUCGACUUGUAUACGAAUUACAGAGCCCUAUUCGAUGGAAUCCUAUCGUUGUGGAAUUGGAUCAAUGCGAUAAUAAUCGAUGGCGUGGCAUGGCUUGUUUUGGUAUGCCUGUGGGAUUGAAUGCAUUUUCAGUUGGCAUUCAGGAAGUGGUGUUUUCAUCACAUGGUAUCAUAUCAUCACGGCAUUGUACAGCAUUGAACGAGGAUGACUUCUUUUUUACGAAUCACGCACGACGACCCUCACAAGAUGCGCUCGAACCCAUCACUGCCCUUGCCUAUUCACAGCCUUAUCUCAUGACAGCACAUGGCAACAAUACCAUUAAGCAAUAUCACGUUCAUCUUUCCAGUGAAAAGCUUGAAUUGCGGUUUGCAAAGACGUUAUACGGACAUACAUCUCGGGUAUGUGCAUUAGCCCUGGAUGCGUCUGUGAGUCGGCUAGUGAGUGGUGAUCGAUACGGACUCAAAGUAUGGGACCUAUCAACGAGUGACAAUGACAAACAUCCAUCCUUUCGGAACGACGAAACCGAUCACCAUAGCAACGCUUAUCGACUCGCACGUCAUCGACUCGGUGGAAAUGAAUACUUGGUAGCCAUCGAUGCUACUACUGCAGAACAUCGCGCAACUUUGGACGUCCCCUCUUGUGAUAUGAGGUGGCUACAUUUCGAUAGCGACAAAAUCGUGGCAGCAAUACGGGAUGAAAGCAGUAGCAACUUGACAUUGACGUCCCAGAAACGAACUUUGGUGCGCAUUUGGUCCUUUUCUUAG